This is a messenger RNA of Blastomyces gilchristii SLH14081, 1016 nucleotides long. RefSeq lists its product as uncharacterized. Gene Ontology annotation, molecular function: catalytic activity. Lineage: Eukaryota; Fungi; Ascomycota; Eurotiomycetes; Onygenales; Ajellomycetaceae. Gene Ontology annotation, biological process: nucleoside metabolic process. The coding region runs from base 1 to 720 and encodes 239 amino acids. The record is from RefSeq and is a predicted model, not a curated record. The transcript has 3 exons.
AUGGAGGCCGCAGGCCUGAUGGAUGAGUUCCCCUGCCUAGUCAUCCGAGGUGUAUGUGAUUAUGCAGAUUCCCACAAGAACAAGGAGUGGCAACCGUACGCUGCAGUCACAGCAACCGCCCACAUGAGGGAGCUUCUGGAGACGAUCCCCGCGUCCGAGGUUAAACGGACUCCCCCAGCGGCCGAAUCAUUCAAGGACCCUCCUGAUAUGCAAUUUAAAGAUAAAGUUGCCCGGUUGGAAAAGACGAAUCAGCUCCUUGAGCAAAGCAAUCAGUCCCACGCCAAGGAUAUCGAAUCCUUGAAGGCAGAGCUCAAGGCAUCACAAAAGGAAUUCCGCAAGUGGACAGCAAGCGGUGGGCGACCGAUUGCGGGACAACAAUUCGGAGGAAGUGGUGGAGCUGAAAGCAUAAAUCCGAAUGCGGGGUGGGUUGGUAUGAUUAGAAAAGAUGUCGUUGAUGCAGCUAUCAAGGGGAAACAUGACGAAUUUAAAAGGGAUUGUGUCGAAUUGAAAAGGACAAUACUUACUCAAUGGGCCGCUACGGUGGUGAAUGAUCCCUCCGUCGCGAAAUUUUUUGAGCAGUGGUUUCACUCUCCCCGUCUCUUGUAUGUGCCUGGACUCCUAAUACUCACGCUGUUUGGGCGGAUUCUACAAGAGAUGAUGCUGAAAGAUUGCUUGUCUGGUGUGACGAUUGUGCGAGCGGCGGUAAAGCAUACAGUGUAACAACAAGAUACUGGACUCUGUGGGCCCUUUUUGAGUACGUGGGGGUUGUUUCUGCGUUGCGCCGUUGAAAGCAUGAUCAUAUUUAAUUUAUCUUGCUUUCGCUUACAUAGUAUAUUUUCUUUCCUCGGGAUAAUCUCAAUGGAACUACGUUUUGGCUGAAAAUGUUCGGGCAUAUAUAUGUCGUCGAACACCCCUACGGAAACUAUGACAUCAAUGAGUUAUGCACAACAUCGAAAUUCUACUAUAUUUUUAGCGGUGAUGGCUUCUUCAAUUUGAAUCAUCAUCAUAUAUAUGUG